Solanum pennellii is the source of this 808-nucleotide messenger RNA. RefSeq lists its product as uncharacterized. The transcript is spliced from 3 exons. Gene Ontology annotation, molecular function: zinc ion binding; ubiquitin protein ligase activity. The record is from RefSeq and is a predicted model, not a curated record. The coding region runs from base 22 to 750 and encodes 242 amino acids. NCBI's taxonomy places the organism in Eukaryota, Viridiplantae, Streptophyta, Magnoliopsida, Solanales, Solanaceae.
UUAUUCUAAUUUCCAAAAAUUAUGGAAUCCCUUCCCUCCAGUUCAUCUAACCAUCACAACCACCAUCAACAUCGUCAUCGUCGUUUAAUGCCAACUCAACCCCUCGCGGAUCGAAUAUUUCGAGCACUGAGCCACCACCUCCUCCUCCUCCACCGUCGCGACACGACUUUUUACGUGUUAGGUGCCACGUGUAAUGUUUACACUGUGACUAUCUCCACCACCCCUUCAUGCAGUUGCCCUGAUCGUACCACCCCAUGCAAACACAUAUUAUUUGUGCUCAUUAGGGUAUUGGGCGUAUCGAUUGAUGACACGUGUCUCUAUCGAUGGCGUCUACGGCCACGUCAUCUUCAACGUCUUCUUAAUUUACCAAUUUCAACAGAAGCAUUAGCUACUUCAGAAGUACGUGAAAUGUUUCAUCAAUUGUUUUCUCAACAACCGAAGAGGAGUUCACCAGUAAUAAUAAAGGUCGAAAACGGGACGACGUGUCCGGUAUGUUUGGAAGAGAUGAAUGAAGAAGAAAAAAUAGCAGCUUGUGUUACAUGUAGAAACCCUAUUCAUGAAGAAUGUUUGAUGGAAUGGAAGAGAAGUAAUAAUAGAAGAAAAUCAAUUAGUUGUGUGCUUUGUCGUGCAAGAUGGAGAGAUGUGAGAAAUGAAUUAGAGGGAGAUAAGUAUUUAAAUUUAUCGUCAUAUAUUAUUAGUAAUGUCGAAAAUGAUAUGAGUGAAAAUCAUCAGAAUCGUUGUAGAGAUUAAUAUAUAUAGGGGUUCAAAAGUUCGAAGAAGGAUCGAUAUAAUAAAAAAUGAUUGUAAA